Messenger RNA from Acinonyx jubatus (cheetah), 1142 nucleotides. Its product is annotated as olfactory receptor 4P4-like. The transcript has a single exon. NCBI's taxonomy places the organism in Eukaryota, Metazoa, Chordata, Mammalia, Carnivora, Felidae. The coding region runs from base 65 to 1000 and encodes 311 amino acids. Gene Ontology annotation, molecular function: G protein-coupled receptor activity; olfactory receptor activity. The record is from RefSeq and is a predicted model, not a curated record. Gene Ontology annotation, biological process: G protein-coupled receptor signaling pathway. Gene Ontology annotation, cellular component: membrane.
UUUAUGUUUUCUUUCCUUCAGAUACCUAAUUCAUUUCAGUGUCACAUACAGCAAACUCAAGUAUAUGGAGAGCCAGAGAAACACCUCAGAAUUCGUUCUUCUAGGACUUUCGUAUGACCAGAAUGUACAAAUAUUUUGCUUUGUGCUCUUCUUAUUCUGUUAUGUUGCCCUGUUGGCAGGAAACCUGCUGAUCCUCGUCUCCAUUCGAUGCAGCCCUCUUUUCCACCAACCCAUGUACUAUUUCCUCAGCCACUUAUCCUGUAUGGACAUCUGCUAUACCUCUAGUGUUACACCCAAAUUCAUUGCUGACCUACGAGGGGGAACAAAAACGAUCUCCUAUGGUAAUUGCAUGUUCCAGGUCUUUGCUAUGCACUUCUUUGGGAGUACUGAGGUCUUUGUCCUCACAGUCAUGGCCUUUGAUCGCUACGUGGCUAUCUGUAAACCUCUCCACUACCUGCUUAUCAUGAACAGGACAAGAUGCAAUCUUCUAGUCUUGGCUGCUUGGGCUGGUGGGGCUCUCCAUUCUCUUCCUCAAUUAUCGAUGACCAUCCAAUUGCCAUUUUGUGGACCUAAUGAGAUUGAUCACUAUUUUUGUGACAUCUUGCCUUUGUUGAAAGUUGCCUGUACUGAUACCUACAUCACUGGUGUCCUUGUGGUUGCCAAUUCAGGUCUGGUCGCUUUAGUGACCUUCGUUGUCUUAUUUGUUUCUUACGUCAUUAUAUUGUUUAGUCUAAGACAUCGUUCGGCCGAGGGAAGACACAAAGCCCUCUCCACCUGUGGGUCUCAUAUCACUGUGGUCAUCUUAUUUUUUGGGCCUUCAAUCUUUGCCUACCUUCGACCUCCGACCACGUUCCCCCAGGACAAAAUAUUCGCUCUGUUUUACACCAUCAUCGCUCCUAUGUUCAAUCCCUUAAUCUACACCCUGAGAAAUACAGAGAUGAAAAGUGCGAUGAGAAAAGUUUGGUGUCAAACAUUAUUUUUGAAGGAAGCACACAAUUAAUCCAAGGAAACAUACAGCUAAGCAUCUUUAUAAACGAAAAGGGCCUGAUGUGACAAGAAAAGCUAAGAAAUAUUUCUGGGUGGAGCCUGGGUGGCUGAUUCGGUUAAUCAUCUGACUCUUGGUUUUGGCUCAGGUCAUGACC